This is a messenger RNA of Olea europaea var. sylvestris, 1304 nucleotides long. RefSeq lists its product as uncharacterized. The record is from RefSeq and is a predicted model, not a curated record. The transcript is spliced from 4 exons. NCBI's taxonomy places the organism in Eukaryota, Viridiplantae, Streptophyta, Magnoliopsida, Lamiales, Oleaceae. The coding region runs from base 342 to 1133 and encodes 263 amino acids.
CUUUCUCUCCACUAUCAAGUGCCACCCAUACUUUUGCUUUCUUAUAAUAAAUGGGGAGUCUCAUACUUUUGCUUUCUUUCUCUCCAUUUCUCUCAAUUCUCCAAUCCUUUAACUCCACCUUCUUCCCUUAUUUUAAAUGGUCGAGAUCGACGGCUUAUUAAAAAAAUGGAGACUUUGCCAAUGAAAAAAGAAAGUACAAAUCAAUCAAUUUUGUGAAUUAAAAAAUUGAUAUCAUAUAAUUUUUGUUUCACUGUCCACGCUCUAUCACGUUACUUGUUACCCAACCCAUUGUUUAGUAUAAAUUCAGAGUCUUUUAUCGAGAAAAAUACUAGUAAUAAGCUAUGGCAGGAGCGAUGAAGGCCGCGGCGAAGGUGACUAGGACAUUGCUCAUGAAUGGAGGUGGCCGACAGCUCACAGUAGAGAACCACCCGGUCUCGGUUGCUGCUGUGUCCACCCACUCAUUGACAGCGAUGGACGUGCCACUGAUGGCUUCUUCGUCACAAUCGAAUGAGGAGCUGAGGGUUACGGCGCCCACUCUUCGGGAAGCAAGAGAAGCAACUUCUGAACUAUCACACGCUGGUCGAUUAUUUCUAGCUUCAUCUAAUUCUGAUCGACAUGAGGACAUGGCAGUAGGAGAUCAACAUCCAAACUCACUGCUGCAGUCAAACUUACAUUUGCCUACGGCUGCUAUUCAAGCAUUUAAUCUUCUAAAUGAAAGCCCACAAGUUCAGAAUGUUGUUUCUUCUAUUGUUGCUGAUCCAAAUGUGUGGAAUGCUGUGAGACAAAACCAAGACUUUCAGAAUUUGUUCCAAUCACGCAGGAGCCUCGCUACUAGUAUUCUCUAUCAGCCGUCUCUGGCUACAGUCCAUAAUGAUACCUCAUUUGAGUCGAUUAAAAAUUUUUUGCGUGAGUCGAUUACAAAUUUUUUGUGGACGAUGAAGGGGAUUGUGGUGGACGUGAUGGAUUGGAUGGUCCAUUGGUCUGUAUCGUUCGAGAAUUUAAUUGGACCUGAUCGAAUGCCUCAAAAUGAUGAUGGAAAUACAAGAUUUGACUCUUCAAAUAAUUUGGAAAAAUUGAUCACUGCAUUGGUAGUCUCGGUGAUAAUGAUGAUUUUGAUGAAACGUAUUAAAUAAUCUCUCUUCAAGUUUUACAUAUUCGUCAAACUUUCGAUGCUUCCAUGUAUCACAAACUCUUAAAUUAGCAAUCGCUCUUGAAUUGCAAGACAUCAGGAGCUUAUCUGCUUGUCUUUUUGUGAGUUGUUGCAUUUGCUUUUUAAUAAGAACCAAGUAAUUUUGUGGUGUUCA